Aureobasidium pullulans EXF-150 is the source of this 1676-nucleotide messenger RNA. RefSeq lists its product as uncharacterized. The record is from RefSeq and is a predicted model, not a curated record. Bases 364 to 1341 code for a protein of 325 amino acids. The transcript is spliced from 2 exons. Lineage: Eukaryota; Fungi; Ascomycota; Dothideomycetes; Dothideales; Saccotheciaceae.
CUCAAGCAGUGGUUCUAGCGCAUUCGACUUCGUAUCGUGGCGAGCGUGGCGUAAGAUGACUCUAAUUUGACAGCUCGCAGCUAUACCAUACCUCGCAAAAGGAUUGGUGAGGUCAGUGAUGCUACCUCACCGCAUCAGGUUCCAGCUGCUGAUGCUAUAUUCGACUAUGGGGCGUAGAACUCAAUCUCAACGAGCUGCCUUUUGAGUAGGUGCUCGUUUCCCGAUCACCAUCGCUCAGAACCACAUUCGCUAUACCGCUUUGUCAUUCGCUUUCUGCAGAACACAUCACUCGAUCUUCGCCGGAUAUUCGACUAUCUACAGCAACACCUCAACAGCACAACCAACCAGAUAUCGAUAAUCAAGAUGCACUUCAGCACCACCUUCGCCGCUAUUGCCCUUGUGGGAAGCGCUUCGGCACUCCCUGGCAAGUUCCAGUUCGAGAAGCGCACCUCGAAGACUGAUUGCGAGACCGCUUUCGACUCUUGCCGUACCAAGUACCUGGCCAACCAUGCUACUUGCGCUUCCGAAUACGCUGCGUGCCUUGGCUACAACCCCUUCGUCUACUCGAACACUGCUGCCUUCCCGCUUGGUACCUCUGGCGUCGCCGCUUCUACUGCUUCUGUCUCUACUCAGUCUGCCCCUAUCGGAACUGGAUCUGCCGUGACCAAAACUGAGGAGGUCUACACCACCACCACAAUUUGCCCAGUGACAUCUACUGCAUGGCACGGAAACAGCUCGACUGUCAUCACUACGAGCACCACAAGCACUAUCACAGUGACUUCAUGUCCCGGAGGCUGCCACGCCGCCUCUCCCACCAACCCUCCCCCAGCCGUCGUUACUUCCUCGACCUCGAAGAGCGAGGCCUGGUUCCCCGGAAGCUCGACUGUCAAGACCUAUACCAUCCCCACUGAAGUGACCUCAACCAUCACCUCUUUCGUCCCCUGCUCGACUCCUGUCAUGUCCAACAGCGAGACCACCUUCUUCAGCACCUGGCUCACCGUCACCUACCUGACCACAAGCUACAAGACCGUGACAACCAGCUGUGAAACUCUCUACCCUACACCCACCUCUGUCCAGGUCUCCGCUACCACUCUUCCCGCCAGCACUUCCACUGGCGAGGCUUCUGGUACCUGCGCUGCACCCGAGACCGUCUACGAGACCGUCGUCUCCUACGUUACUGUCUAUGGUGACCACAAGACCGAGACCGCGUCUUCUGCCACCAACACUCCUAUCCAGCCCGGCUCUACUCUCAGCUGGUCUCACACUGGCUCUGUCAGCGGUACCGCUAAGCCUACCGGUUGGGUCAAGCCCUCUGGCUACGCUAAGCCUUCUGGACACUAAGCGAUCCACGCUUCUAGCUCCUUCGACUCGGCUUGAACAAGCAAAUGUACAUUGAAACAUGCAUAAUAUGUACAGAUACGACCUUACAUUUCACGACACUCCUUUAAUGUUUCAAGAUUGGGACAAAAAGCGACAGCGGAUUUUUGGCAUAGACGGUUAUGGCGUUCUCUGAAUUGGAUUGAACCUUUUUCUGCUUCUUACACUCUAGUGCUCGCGCACUUCUUAAUGUCUUUACAUAGCUUCGCGUUUUGAUUUUGCAGAGAUUUGAUAUUCAAUUGCAAGAUUGAUUUAACUUUCCUCGAAAAGAAACUAUAUGAAACACUCCUUCUUCCAUC